CCCAGCAAUCCCUCCCAGAGAUCCAGCCCUCCCCGCCGCCCUUCCCUUGGCUGGAUGCUGCGGGGGCUUCAGCUGAGCAUCCCACCGCGGGUCCGAUCCGUGUGUCACACGCCUCGGUGGCUCAGGGAGCGCCACGCUCAGGACGUGCCCUGGGGCUUCCCAGCUUUUUGCUGGAGCUGCUGAGCUGGGAGGGGCCGAGCCGGCAGCUCCCCAUAAACCUGGCGGCUUAGAGCAACUCCUGACAGAUGUUGGGACUCUGCCUCGGAGCGGAGGCUGGGAAGGAGAGAGGGCGGCUCUUGCCCGGAGAGCGAGGAGGAGAGCUCGGCACCCCUGCCUUGAACUUUAGCACCCUCUUCCGCGGAGUUUAAAGCCGAGGAUCGCCGGAUCCCGAGCAGGAUAGCCGGGCAGGCGCAGGGCUGGAGCAGACCAGAAGCCAGAGCAACUUUCUCUGACGAGGACUUUGUGGAGCUCUUCACAAAGAAAUAACAGCAGGGAAAAGCCGCAGGAAGCGUUUCCAGCGCUCGGGACCGGCUCCGGGCCGCCGGCAGCCCGUGCGAGGAGCCCGUCCCGCCGUGCAGAUGUGUGCGAUUGGAGCAGCGUGAGUUUAUUUUCCUUUGACUGAAGGCAGCCCAGCCCCGGCGGAUUAAGCUCUUUGUGUGCACGCCAGUGUGCCUUGAUGGAAGCUGCUCCCGCAAAAUCAGCUGCGGGGGUUGUGGGGAGCAUCCUCUAGGUCAGGGAGCCCUCCUGGAGGAGGGGGAGAGCUCCUGUUUUGGUGGCUCUGAGGCGAUGCCGGGACAGUAACACCCUUGGCAGGCAGCACAGUGCUUCGGGAUGGCCGUCUAUGCCCUCACGGGUUUCUCGCUCGUCAGCCUGCUCAGCUUUGGCUAUUUGUCUUGGGACUGGAUGAAGCCCGGUUUGGUGGCCGAUGUGGCCACAGACCCCAUGGAGAAAUCCCUGCCUCCCACCUUCACCAGGCCACCCCACAUCAUCUUCAUUCUGACUGAUGACCAGGGCUACCACGACAUCGGCUAUCACGGCUCAGAUAUCCAGACGCCGACGCUGGACAGGCUGGCAGCAGAGGGUGUGAAGCUGGAGAAUUACUACAUCCAGCCCAUCUGCACCCCGUCCCGGAGCCAGCUGAUAACUGGCAGGUACCAGAUCCACACAGGAUUGCAACACUCCAUCAUCCGCCCUCGGCAGCCCAACUGCCUGCCCCUCGACCAGGUCACCCUGCCACAGAAGCUGCAGGAAGCCGGCUACUCCACACACAUGGUGGGCAAGUGGCACCUUGGCUUCUACAAGAAGGAGUGCCUGCCCACCCGCCGGGGCUUCGACACCUUCCUGGGCUCCCUGACAGGCAACGUGGAUUACUACACCUACGACAACUGCGACGGGCCGGACGUCUGCGGCUACGACCUGCACGAGGGGGAGGACGUGGCGUGGGACCAGAGCGGGAAGUAUUCCACCUUCCUCUACGCCCAGCGCGUCAGCAAGAUCCUGGCAUCCCACAGCCCCAAGGAGCCCAUCUUCAUCUACGUGGCCUUCCAAGCGGUGCACACGCCCCUGCAGUCCCCCAAGGAGUACAUCUACCGCUACCGCUCCAUGGGCAACGUCGCCCGCCGCAAGUACGCAGCCAUGGUGACCUGCAUGGACGAGGCGGUGAAGAACAUCACCUGGGCCCUCAAGAAGUAUGGGUACUAUGACAACAGCGUGAUCGUGUUCUCCACGGACAAUGGUGGGCAGACCUUCUCCGGGGGAAGCAACUGGCCGCUGCGGGGUCGCAAAGGGACGUACUGGGAAGGGGGAGUGCGUGGCAUUGGUUUUGUCCACAGUCCCCUGAUCAAGCGCAAGCGUCGGACAAGCUGGGCGCUAGUUCACAUUACAGACUGGUACCCUACUCUGGUCAGCCUGGCCAGGGGCAACCUGAGCAAUGUCCAAGGCUUGGAUGGAUAUGAUGUCUGGCCUGCUAUCAGUGAGGGCAAGGACUCACCACGCACUGAAAUCCUGCACAAUAUUGACCCCUUGUACAACCACGCCAAGUAUGGCUCCUUGGAGGAUGGCUUCGGCAUCUGGAACACGGCUGUGCAAGCUUCCAUCCGGGUUGGGGAGUGGAAGCUCCUCACUGGCGACCCAGGGUACAGUGACUGGAUACCCCCACAGACCCUGACCAACUUUCCAGGGAGCUGGUGGAACCUGGAGCGUCUCACUGAUGGCCUGAAGAAGUCCAUGUGGCUCUUCAACAUCACUGCCGACCCCUACGAGCGCUACGACCUCUCAGAGCAGCGCCCAGACGUGGUCAGGACCCUCCUGACGAGGCUGGUGCACUACAACCGGACGGCCAUCCCGGUGCGGUACCCUGCGGAGAACCCCCGGGCUCACCCAGACUUCAACGGCGGGGCCUGGGGACCUUGGGCCAGUGAGGAUGAUGGGGAGGAGUGGGAAGGUGGCCGGGAGUCUCUGAAAAGCAGGAACAAGAAGAAGAAGAAGAAGUGCAAGAUCUGCAAGCUGCGCUCCUUCUUCCGCAAGCUGAACACCAGGCUCAUGUCCAACCGCAUCUGACAGGACACUCCUCCAGCAUCCACCCAUCCUGGCCAGGGUGGAGCUCUGGACUGCAGUGCCAUGGGAUGGGAGCGAGGGAGAAGGACAGGCAGGGAGUGGCCAGUGCUUUCUUGCUCUCCCUUGCUCCAGGGUUUACUCCAAAAUACUCCCUGGCUGGAGUGGUGGCCACAGGGAGUUGUUCCCAGUGGGUGAGGAAGGGCAGUGUGGUCUCUGCUGCAGUGCUUGGUGGUGGUGAAUGACUGUGCUGAGCUGGGCUGGCCCUGCACAGCUGCUUCCAAAGAGAGAGACCCUUUCCUCAAGGAUUCUGCAGCCAAUCAUUAGCUUUAAGUGUUGGCCAUCACAAGGGCAGGAGGAAGCAUGGGGGGCUCUGCUUUCACGUUAACCCUCCCCAUUUCUACUUACCCCUGGCUUGCAGCCUGCUGCCAAGCAGCUGCAACCUUUGCUCUUGCUCUGGGAACUCAAGGGCCUCCCCCAAACCCAAGACCACAUUGCUUCUUUGUGGAGCACUGGAUUCCUGACCAUGGAUGUCAGACCUGAGAUUCAACGUGGCUGGACUAAAUCAUGCUGCUACCGUGACCUCAUGCGGGGCUAUGGCUUCCCCUCUGCACUGGCCUGGGGGGCCGGGAGCAGCCCUGAUGAGGAGCUGUGGCCAUGGAGGCAUGGUUGGAUGCUCCCAGAGGAUGUCCCAGAGGACAGCUCUUUGGCCCCACAUUUGGGAGGCAGGUUUGACCCAGGCUCUGGUGGUGGACUGCACAUGGGUCAGAUACCCAGCAGAGCCUUUCACCCAGAAUUUGCCUGGACACCCCCAUCAUCUGCAAGCCUCUAGGCACCCCUGUUCCUCCCUAUGAAUCCUACACAUCCAACCAGCCAACCACCCCUGUCUGCCCCUUCCCAAUGCUGGAGCUGUCCCUGUCCCUCUCCCCACAUCCCAUGGCUGAACCUGGAGCUGAUAGAAGAUCUCCAGAAGGUCUCUGCAGAAGCUGAUCUGCUGUUUUGUAGCUGCAGGACUUUAGAAGCCACGGUGGAGGACGGGGAUGAUUGGGACGUCUCCCGCCUGCCAGCAGCGCGCCACAUCCCCUCGCCGCAGAUGGGCACUGCUCUUCCAGCAGCGCAGGCGUGGGGAGGAAAACACCUCCCCAUCAUCCGCUGCUGUGGGGAGCCAGCCCAUCCCUCACCAGGGGCCAGGGAAGCCAGCGAAGCUCCGGGCCCCCGCGCCUUCGGCGGGGUGAGAGCGCGCACACGCGCUCGCAGGAGAGCUGGCGAGGAGGGAAGGGGGUAAAUAGCUUUGAAAUCGCUUUGGAUGCAUGGUGCAUUUCCAUUUACACAAUGUGUUUUACAUUUCUCCCCACAGGUUUCUCUUGGUGCAGCGUGUGUAGGCGAAGGCCCUGCUGUGAAUUUUGAAAAUAGUUAUUUUUGUCUCUGGAAAAUGAGGCCCGUUAGGACUUGUCAGCUCUUGGAUGAGCAGUGUGGGCUUUCUAUUUUUUUUUUCUUUUCCCCCCUCUCUUUCUCCCUUGCAAAAUAACAUUCAUUUAAAAUCUGUCAUUGAAAGAUGUGACAAUUGGCAGCGUGCACACUGAAUACCUUUCAGUGCUCUUUCAAGCCCUGUGUGUGAGAGAGGGAUGAAGAUGGGAAGAAAAUGACAUGUUUGUAUUUUUUUUUUUUUCUUACUCUUAGCUGGAUUAUUUGGGGGUAAUGGGAUUUUCUCUAGAAACAAAGGAAAAAAACCAGCUGACAGCAAAGCAGAAGAGAGGAGUCUUCUUCUUGUAGAGCUGGGAAGGAGUUUGAAAAGCUGGAGUGUGGCAGUGUGUGUGCCAGUCCCCGCUGCUCCGCGCACGCCCAUUGCUGUGCCAUCCCACUCCGCUGGCUCCCUGCAUCCCUGCAGGCACAUCCCCAGCACAGGGUUCAGAGGGGACUCAGCUCCUCCAUCAGCCCCAUCUCCAUCCCUGCUCCCUUAGCAUGUUGCUCCAAGAGGACUGGUCCACAUGGCAUCACCUGGGUGGAGGUGAGCCCCAGGAGGAAGCUCCACAUCCUCAAACUACCUCAAAUCAGCCAGCCUGGUCCCUGGAGAUGUGCACCAUCAGCGGGACUGCGGCACCUGCUGCCAUUUGGCAAAGCCAAGCAGUUGCUGAAAAUAAAGCAACACUUUGCUGAAGAAGAGGAGGCUGCUGCAGACAGAGCCAAAGCCAGGGGAGAGCAGCGGGUGAUGCUGCAGGGGCUUGGGAAUAAAUAUUAGCUAAGGGAGAGUUGGUGCUGAAGGGAAUGGGAGAGCAGGGCUGGACAUGAUGUGGUGACAACACUCGGGAAACAGCUUUCAUUUCCAUAUUUACAUAAAUGCAUCCAAGUUUAGUCCUUUUAUUUUCUUUUUUUUUUUUUCCAAAAAUGUAAAUUUCCAUGAAAACAUGCUCCAUCUUUCUCCCUUCUCUUUUAUUAACAUCCCCAUGAAAAUGUUCGUCUGCUCUCACUUCCUCUUUCUGGGUUUGGAUCUGCUGGGCUGAUGCUGGGUUUGCAGUCAGCCUGGCCACAGUGGUGGAUCUGCUGUCAUCUGUAUUUUAAUUAAAAAGAGUUGGAUUCUGAA
Taeniopygia guttata (zebra finch) is the source of this 5134-nucleotide messenger RNA. It is a transcript of the gene ARSI, whose product is annotated as arylsulfatase family member I. Gene Ontology annotation, molecular function: sulfuric ester hydrolase activity. NCBI's taxonomy places the organism in Eukaryota, Metazoa, Chordata, Aves, Passeriformes, Estrildidae. The record is from RefSeq and is a predicted model, not a curated record.